AUGAGCCAAAGGCGUAAGUUGGGGGAGAUUUCGAGUUACGAGGGUGAAGGAGGUUGUGGUGAGAAUGAGAGUGGGAUAGACAGAUUUAGCGAUCUUCCGGAUCAUGUUGCACAUCACAUUCUUUCCUUCCUGGCUUUGCCGGACCUUAGUCGUGUGUGUUGUGUGUCCAAAAGGUGUGGGGAACUUUGUAUAUUUGCUCCUUCAUUGAAUUUUGAUGAGUUCCCCUCGGAUGCUAUGUCCACGUGUGGUGGGCGGUUGAAUUUGUUGACUUAUUUGGAGAGGUUCUUGUUUCAUGGUGGGGAUAAUAAGAUACAGUCGUUUCGUGUCCGUUGGGAACGUCAUUAUAUGGAUGAAGAUGCGACACCAUGUAUCUGUGAUAAUGAGCAUUAUCGAUUGAGCACGUGGAUCCAGAAUGCAGUAUGGUGUAAUGUUGAAGUGCUUGAUCUUAAGAUGAAUUUAUAUGAUACUGAGUUGAUGUGUUUGCCAUCUUGUGGGUUUCUCUGUGCACAUUUGUGGUCUCUGGUCGUAGACAUGACUAUUGCGGUCAUCAAGACCCCAUCUUCUGCCUUUUCCUCUAAUCUCAAGUACUUGGAGUUGAGGAAUGUUUAUAUAGAAGAUGAUGAUUUUUUCAAGUGGAUCUCACAUUCCUGCAAGUGCAUUGAGGAUUUACAUCUUGGUCAACUUCAUGGGGUAGAACGCAUCACCCUUUUAAGGCCAUCUUUGAAAAGGUUUAGUUUCAUUUGUGGCUCUCUGGAUCAUAUGAUGAGCCAUAUUAGUAUCUCAAGUGAGAAACUUGUGGACUUACAAAUUUGCUGGACAUUUGAUUCACCUAGCAACAAAUCCUUAAAUAUGGACGCCCCAAAUCUUAAAUGUUUCAAAUGGAUUGGAAAUUUGAUGAAAUACCCAAACCUGGGAAAGCUAGAAUGCUUAAAAACGGCUGCUGUUUGUCUGGUGCCUGAAGAAGAUGACUUGGACAAGGUGCAUGAGUUUCUUUGGAGUUUACGCAGGGCUCCAUCUCUUAUGCUAAAUGAAGUGGCCAUUAAGGCUUCAUUUAGGGAUGCAUCUGUGCCGGCUUCAUUGUAUGAUACUUCUUAUUUGUCUUUGAAUAUCAAAAGCUUUCCUGAUGACCUGGUCCCGGCAUUGGUCUGUGUCUUAAGAAGAACGCCUAAACUGAGUUUGUUAUGCAUACAGUCUGAACCACCACAGGACCCUCAAUCUAAUACAUUUGGGUAUAAUAUGGAAUACUGGAAGCUGCAAGACCUGGCUUUUACUAAUCAACUUAAGCAUGCUAUUAUAGAGCUUUGCCGUGGCUCUAAUGGAAUUGAGUUUGCAAAGUAUGUGCUCAAGUAUGCUCCGAAUAUGCUGAGAAUGGUUGUGAUUUGUUUGCCCGUAGAUCUGAAGGAAGUUACAACAAAAUUAAAGAAAAUCAGGAGGAUUUCAAAUGCUGCACUUGUCAUUCAGAAAAAGUAA
This is a messenger RNA of Fragaria vesca subsp. vesca, 1470 nucleotides long. Its product is annotated as putative F-box/LRR-repeat protein At3g49150-like. Bases 1 to 1470 code for a protein of 489 amino acids. The record is from RefSeq and is a predicted model, not a curated record. NCBI's taxonomy places the organism in Eukaryota, Viridiplantae, Streptophyta, Magnoliopsida, Rosales, Rosaceae. Gene Ontology annotation, molecular function: protein binding. The transcript has 3 exons.